Messenger RNA from Trichomonas vaginalis G3, 1221 nucleotides. RefSeq lists its product as uncharacterized. The transcript has a single exon. Bases 1 to 1221 code for a protein of 406 amino acids. Lineage: Eukaryota; Parabasalia; Trichomonadida; Trichomonadidae. The record is from RefSeq and is a predicted model, not a curated record.
AUGAACGAAAUUCCAAAUUCUCAACAAUCACAUCCUGUAGAAACAUUUCAAGUUAGCACAAUGAAAAAUGAUCUCGUUGUGAUGCAGAAAACAAUCGAUAAACUAAGAAAUAACUUCGAAUUAGUUGUAACUGAUAUUCCAAGUCAAUUAUCGCAAAAAAUAAGCAUUAUAAAAGGAAAACAGAAGUCAGUUGCUUCAUUAGUAGAAAAUGAACGAUUCAAUUCCAACCAACAACGAUAUCAUGCUUUAAAUACACGAAUUAACACAUUACAGCAACGAGUUAAUAAGUUUGUUGAUACACAAGAGAAAAGAUCUAAUGACACAAGAUUCGAUAAAGCAUAUAAAUACGUCAGAGAAACAGUUACACAAAAAACAAAUGAAAUUCGAACAAAAAUCGCCGAAGAUGCAAAAAUCAGGAUUGAAUCAUACAAGAACAAAAACAAGAGUGUUGAAUCAACUGACAAAUUCGAAUUUCACUCUUCUUUGCAACCUUUACCUUCUGAACGCGAAACCUACUCUUCUGUUUAUCAAGAACAGAUAGAUAAUACUCCAUUAGUUUCAUACUUGAAUAAUACGCAAAAUAGGAUUGACAAAGCCUUAGAAAAUUGGAAAAUAAUAAAUGAACGAAAUCAGAAGCUUAAAUCUCUUACGGUACAAAUUGAUGAUGAUCUUUAUAACAAGAUAGAAUCAAAUCAUCAAGAAAUAGUUGAUUUAGAAGAAUCCUGUACAAAUCUUCAAGCAGAUUUGAAAAAUAAGUCAAAAUCCUCUGUUUCGGACGUUAUUGAGAAAAAGAAGACCAAGGAUGUUGCACAGAUUGUUACAAACAGCGAAUUUUCUCAAUGGGUUGCGAAUACUUCGCAUAAUCUUGCAAAUGUUUCAAAUGAUCUCAAGAUAUACAUAAAUAAAUGUGAUACAUCAUUAAAUGGUGUUCAGGAAAGAAUUGGACUACUUUCUAAAGAAAUCCAAGAUGUUUACGACAGAAUUAUUUUAAUUGACAAGGCAAUGAACGAUUACAAUGACCAACUAUCAGGUAAAGUUGAUCAGAAGAUAGAAAUACAUGAAUCUUCUAAGAAAGUUGACUUCAACGAAGUAAAUAAAGUUUUUCUUGAGUUUAAACAAGAACAUAUCAAUGCAAGGAAUAAGAUAAGAAAACAGAUCGAUGAAACAAAGAUGAAACUCAGCGAAGUUGAAGAACUUCUUCUCCAAAAUCCUUAUAUUUGA